Messenger RNA from Meleagris gallopavo (turkey), 241 nucleotides. The record is from RefSeq and is a predicted model, not a curated record. Lineage: Eukaryota; Metazoa; Chordata; Aves; Galliformes; Phasianidae.
AAUCUUCCAUUUUCUGUGGACAACAAGUGGCGGUUACUGGCAAUGAUGUGUGCAUUCUUUGGAAGUGGAUUUGCUGCCCCUUUCUUUAUUGUCAGACAUCAGCUUCUUAAGAAAUGAAGGGGAAAAACUGUAUUUACACUUACUGGAGUUGAAGUCUUCUAUACAGCAGCUUAAGUGGAAAAAAUAUCUGCAGUUGUGUACCAUGCUGGAUAUGUCUAAAUAAAACUUAAAUCUGAAAUUC